This is a messenger RNA of Triplophysa dalaica, 1359 nucleotides long. Its product is annotated as dTDP-D-glucose 4,6-dehydratase-like. Gene Ontology annotation, biological process: nucleotide-sugar metabolic process. The record is from RefSeq and is a predicted model, not a curated record. Lineage: Eukaryota; Metazoa; Chordata; Actinopteri; Cypriniformes; Nemacheilidae. The transcript is spliced from 12 exons. Gene Ontology annotation, molecular function: dTDP-glucose 4,6-dehydratase activity. The coding region runs from base 144 to 1202 and encodes 352 amino acids.
AAGUGACGCAGAACUGUCGUGAAGAGAGUGUUUUGUUGGAGUUUGACACGCUCAUGCGACGUGUCUACGAUCGUUUUGCAGACACACGUGAGUUAUUUUAUAAAGAGAUGUGAUUAGAUUGUCGUGUAAGACUCUGAUUAGUGAUGUUGAGUGUCGGGGAGUCUCACACUGUGCUCGUGACCGGAGGAGCGGGAUUCAUUGGAUCUCAUUUAAUCCUUACUUUGGCUGCAAGGUACCCGCACUGGAAAAUCAUCAAUCUUGAUAAUUUGGACUACUGCUCCAGUCUGAAGAACCUCAAGUUUUUGGAGGGCACUAGCACUUAUAAAUUCAUUCUGGGAGAUGUAUGUGACCAAUUUUUCAUAGAGCACCUCUUUACAACUGAAGACAUCAGUGUUGUCUUCCAUUGUGCCGCUCAGACUCAUGUCGAGAGUUCUUUCGCAUGUCCGUCACGGUUCAUGCGCGUGAACGCAGAUGGCACCGAGGAGCUGGUCCGAGCUGCCUUCCAGGCACGAGUCAGCCGAUUCAUCUUUGUGAGCACCGAUGAAGUGUAUGGCCAAAGUUUAAAACAGCCGUUUGAUGAAACGAGUCCACAAAGACCAACCAAUCCAUACUCGUCUGCUAAAGCUGCUGCAGAGAAUAUUGUCAUCUCAUACUGGAGGAAGCACAAGUUUCCUGUUAUUAUAACAAGAAGCAAUAAUGUAUACGGACCUCGGCAGUACCAAGAGAAGGUCAUUCCUAAAUAUCUGUCUCUCAUACAACGCAACCAAAAAUGCACUGUUGAGGGCACGGGUCUGCAGUCUAGACACUUCCUCUAUGUUGAUGACCUCACAGAGGCCUUUCUGAUUGUGAUGGAGAGGGGCGUUCUGGGGGAGAUUUACAACAUUGGGACCAACUUUGAAAUUCCCAUCAUUCAGCUAGCCAGACAGCUUGUUCAAAUGACAGUGAAGAAUGUUUCGAAUGAACAACUUGAUGAUUGGAUAGAGUUUGUUGAAGACCGACCUGUCCGUGAGAUGAGAUAUCCUAUGAUAUCAGAUAAACUGCACAGACUCGGGUGGAAAUCAAAAGUGUCAUGGAAAGAAGGAAUUCGACGGACAAUUAAGUGGCAUGAAGAGAAUCCAGAGUUUUGGCCGUUGAUCCCUAACAGGAAAGAAGAAAAUUUAACGGCAGCUGUUGACAUCAUUGGAUCUGCCAAAACAAAUUGAAGAUGUCUUAUGAAUAUAUUUAAAACCUCAUGUAGUCUAUAAAUAUUUUAGUAUUAUUUUAUUGUAUUUUUAUUGUAAUAUUUUUUUUUUUAAUAAGACUGUUUAUAUGCAAAUUUGUACAGCGAUUUUCAAAUAAAGUGUUGGAAUAAUAAGUGAA